GAAGUCUCAUUCCACAGCGCGGCGGUGCACGGGCGCGAGAUGUAGCAGCGAGUCUCGCGACACGAAUCUGCGCCAGUGGUCAGCAUGUGGAGGAGGCUGGUGUGGCUGCUGCUGACGGUGGCCGGCGCCGCGUCGGCCGCCAUCAACAAAUGCUGUCCGGCCGGACAGCAGCUGCACCCGGACCUGAAGAGCUGCAUCGCGUCGGACGCGCCGGCCGACUUCUUCCAGAGCCACAUUCUGCUGUUUGGCAACGAGACCGGCGGCCAGUUCAACAUGCCCUGUCCGACCGACGAGUCGGACGCGCUCGUCUUCAACAGCGAAGACAUGAACUUCCGGCUGGACGCCGACACCCUCGACCUGCUGCCGUCCGUGGUCAAGGGCGCCGACAGGUUCGCCGUCGACGCCUACUGCAUCGACAAAGUCAGCGCCGUCAACAACGACACGCUCUGGAUCGCCUUCACCUGUCCCUGCGUCGCCGGCGUCUGCGUCCGGACCUGCUGCGGACGCGGAAAGGUCAUCCGCAAAGCCAGCGCCCACCAUGAUUCUGCAUUGUUUUGCGACAGCGUCACUGACGACGAAUGGAGGCACUGGAGCCCAUUAGACUCUGCCGAGUCCAACAACAACGGCUAUUAUCCUUUGGAAGCGGUGCCUAAGUGCAUGGGGGAUGAGCGUCUCACAAAACUCCCGAUCCUUUCACUUACCAUCGCCUCAGACGGAAACGUUUCGAUCGAGACUGAGGAGUCUUACGAAAUCCUUCAGAUGGACUCGCGGUCUUGUCUGGGACUGUACGAGGUGCAGAAUGACAGCGACUCUAGUUCGACAUACCUGACCCGCUUGUUGCUUGAGUGCCUUGAGGACGGGCACACGCCGCUCAAACUAUCGCGCGUCAUCAUCUACACGAUCUUAUUCCUGAUCGGCGCCGUCUUCCUGCUCGCCACCAUCGUCGUGCACCUCGCCCUGCCCGUGCUAACCAAGGGGGUGCGCGGCAAGGGCCUCGUGGCCCACUGCGCCUCCAUGUUCGUAGCCCACAUCGCCCUCAUCGUCGUCCAACUCGAGGGCAGCACCUUGUCCGACGGGCCGUGCCACUUCAUGGCGUAUCUGAUCCAGUUCACUCUGCUGGCAGGAUUCUUCUGGCUCAACGUAAUGUGCUUCGACAUCUCAAUGACUUUCAGAUCUCUGCAGAGCAUGGUGCCCCGUGGGAUGCUGUCAGAGCGAAAGCAAUUCGCUUGGUACACCGUCUACGCUGUCGGCGGGCCGUUCAUCAUUUUUGUGGUCACCAUCUCGCUGAAUCACGCCUACAGAGGGUCGCCCGAUCCUGACGCCAACUUUUGGCUGGCCGACCCGCAAAUAGGCAUCAGUACGUGCUGGUUUGAUGCAGAACGAAACGGAAUUUUGGUUUUCUUCUACGGGCCGAUCGGCAUCCUGCUGCUGAUCAACCUGACACUGUUCCUGUUCACCACGUACAAGAUCUGCAAGUUGUCGCGCGCCGCCAACAUGAUCAACCAGAACGACAACAGUCAGCGCCACAACUCGGAGCACAAAAGAACCCUGUCUCAAAAACAAAGGUUCAUACUCUUCUUGAAACUGUUUGGCCUGAUGGGCAUCCCCUGGGUAUUCGAGAUCAUCUCCUGGAAGGUCAAGGGAGCUGACGAGUACUGGUACUUCACAGAUGCCAUCAACAUCCUCCGCUCUGUCUUCAUCUUCACUACUUUCUGCUGCAAGCGAAAGGUUUGGCGCCUGCUGUGUGAAAAGUAUCCCAAGAUCAAAGAGCUCGCCUUGAUGAUGGGACGGCAGCCGGCGAGCAACACUGCCACAGAGUCAAGCAGAUCGAAUCCAAAUGAAAGUUACGCUGAGACAAUGAAUGGAGUGUCGAUGGAGACCCUGGCUGUGGACCUGCAGCCAGCUCCUCGCCGCAGCGUCCACCAGUGACAAUGUGCAUUUAGAACUCCAAUGACUCUCAUAUAUCGUAAUCAAAAUUAACCGUAUUUUGUUUAGUUAAGUGCGUAAAUAAAAAAUACGAAAUCGAUUUCCUUGGCUUGAA
Cloeon dipterum is the source of this 2041-nucleotide messenger RNA. Its product is annotated as G-protein coupled receptor Mth-like. Bases 85 to 1929 code for a protein of 614 amino acids. Gene Ontology annotation, biological process: cell surface receptor signaling pathway; G protein-coupled receptor signaling pathway. NCBI's taxonomy places the organism in Eukaryota, Metazoa, Arthropoda, Insecta, Ephemeroptera, Baetidae. Gene Ontology annotation, molecular function: G protein-coupled receptor activity. Gene Ontology annotation, cellular component: membrane. The transcript has 8 exons. The record is from RefSeq and is a predicted model, not a curated record.